Bactrocera latifrons is the source of this 1120-nucleotide messenger RNA. It is a transcript of the gene eIF3g1, whose product is annotated as eukaryotic translation initiation factor 3 subunit G-A. The transcript has 2 exons. The record is from RefSeq and is a predicted model, not a curated record. NCBI's taxonomy places the organism in Eukaryota, Metazoa, Arthropoda, Insecta, Diptera, Tephritidae. Gene Ontology annotation, cellular component: eukaryotic translation initiation factor 3 complex; cytoplasm. Gene Ontology annotation, molecular function: translation initiation factor activity; RNA binding. Bases 111 to 920 code for a protein of 269 amino acids.
GACAGCAAGUUUUGUCAUUUUGUGUUGACGUUUCUUUUUCACACAAUUUUCGCUGUUUAACUCGUGGCGUGUGUAUUCUCUGAUUUUUGUGCUUAAAUAUUGGCAAAAAGAUGCCUGGUGUUGACACUAUUAAAUCCUCUUGGGCCGAUGAGGUGGAGCUCGACUACGGCGGCCUGCCACCUACCACAGAGAUAGUUGAAAACGGCUACAAAUACGUCACAGAAUAUAAGUACAACAAAGAUGACAAAAAGACAAAAGUUGUGCGCACCUAUAAAAUUUCCAAGCAAGUCGUGCCGAAAACCGUAGCCAAACGACGCACCUGGCCGAAAUUUGGUGACUCAAAGAACGACAAACCCGGUCCAAACUCACAUACCACUAUGGUGUCGGAAGAAAUUUUCAUGCAGUUCCUCAACUCCAAAGAAGAAGAGAAGGCCAACGACCCACUACUCGAUCCCUCUAAGAAUAUUGCCAAGUGUCGUAUUUGCAAUGGUGAGCAUUGGUCAGUUAAUUGCCCAUAUAAGGGUACCGCCAUGGAUACAAACUUAAUGGAGAAGAAAGCGGCUGCCGCUGCAACAGCUGUGGUCGAAGCACCCAAAACUGGCAAGUAUGUGCCACCAUACCUUAAGGACAGUCAAAAAGGUGGUAUGGGCAUGCGUGGACGUGAUGAUACUGCCGCUAUCCGCAUUUCCAAUUUGUCGGAAUCGAUGACCGAAGCCGAUUUGGAUGAGCUGGUGAAGAAAAUUGGACAACACAGUAAAAUGUAUUUGGCGCGCGAUAAGAAUACUGGUCUCUGCAAAGGGUUUGCGUAUGUGCAUUUCAAGCAACGCAAGGAUGCCGCUGCUGCUAUUGAAAUUCUCAAUGGUCACGGUUAUGAUCAUUUGAUUUUGAAUGUGGAAUGGUCGAAGCCGCAAAACAACUGAUCGACGCUGUCGAAAGGUGCAAGAGCAACAUGAACGUAGCAGCAGCAACAUUAAAAUAAUUUUAUAAUAUAAAUAAAAAAUAUGGCAUAUAUAUACGAGUAUAUUUAAAAUUUCAUGCGGGCUUUUACAGUAGGCGUUAACUAUUGCAAAGGCAUAACCGAAAGAUCAAAUAAAUAAUCUAAAAAUAUGUAAAAACUAAA